UUCACAUGUUACCCCUCGCUGUACUGAGGACUUUGAAAGGUAAACGGAAUCUAAAACGAGGGAGAGGAGGAAACAGUACUGAGACGUUGAGAACAGAGGACUCUACAACUAUAGCGCGCCAUCAACAUCAGUGUUGGUCAUUGGUUUUUGAAUAAGAUCUUCUUACAAUUGCAAUUGGAGAAGGAAUACCGGUUGUUCAACUAGUUAUCCAUUUGACUGUUUUAUUGAAUUGUCUUCGCAUCGACUUCAUCCGAAAAGGGAUGCAUUUGUUGAGCAUGUCCACCAAAUGGCCGACCUAUGAUUCCCGCUCCUCCACACCCAGCUUCCUCCUCAGCGAGAGCGACGUGACUGAGGAUGAGGCAGACAUUGAUGUCUUCACCUCUGAAAGUGAGGGAGAUAGCUCAGGGGGUGGCAAGACCUGCUCAGUACCUAGGUUACACUGGUCCAUGGCUGGGAGUGGACAAGCAAAAUGCUUUCCUCACACCACCGCCUACCCAUCCAUGAUGGCUUCCCCUGGCAGUGCUGCGUUAAGCACAAAGGGAAGCACAGAGGAGACCAUGCAAGGAGACCUGGCCUUCGCUCAGAAAUGUUCAGAGCUGCAAAAGUUUAUCAGACCCCUGUUGGAGCUUCUGAAUGGACUCAAGACAGGGAGAUUUGAGAGAGGUCUUAGCAGUUUCCAGUCGAGCGUUGCCAUCGAUAGACUCCAGAGGAUCCUGGGUAUUCUUCAGAAACCUGAAAUGGGAGAGAAAUUCCUCCGCACCCUUCUGCAGGUAGAGAUGAUGCUGAAGAUGUGGUUCCCCCAUGUGACCCCUGUCACUGCCACCCAGAACCCCACACCCAGUCUUCCGCCACGAUGGCACCAAAAUCAGCUGUGCAUGCCAGUCAAGAAGCGCAAGCUUAGCUGGUUGGACUCUGACUUCCCCAAUGCCGCCCCACCCAGCUGCAAGCGCCUGCAGCGCGAGGACAACUACCAGGAAAUGACCUUACAAGACUCUUGCCCAUUGAGCACAGACACCUAUUACCCGUCAUGUCUGACUGUCAGCAAGAGAAGAAAGGGAAAUAAGAGGCUUGAAAUUUCACCUUGCUCAGCAUGUGGUAGCCCAGCCACACAAGACAGCUGUGUCUCCUCCACCCUCCUGGUCUUUCACUCACAUCAGCUCUCCCUCCAUGGACAUCAGCCACAGAGGUACCACAGCAGGCCUGGAACAGUGAAGACAGAUAUUGCAUCAGUGGAAACCCAAAGGAGGGGUCAGUCUAUCCCCAUAUUACUGAGGUCUAUGAAACAAGAGCCGGAGUAGAAGAUAUAAAACUGAACUCGGAAGUCAUUGCACCGUUUGACCAUCUUUUGUCAGUGUUAGAGAGUUAUUUAAAAAAAAAAAAGAAAUGUACCUGGGAAUAUUUUUUUAUGUUUGAUGUGAUAAAGCAGUGGUUUAAUUUUUCUAUAUUUUUUAUACUGGUUUGAAACAAGAUCAUUUUGUAUUUCAGAAUUAUCAACAAAAAUACAAUCACAUGAAAUACACUAUGUAGAAAUAUAAAAGAAAGUAACAUAGCUCAAGAUUUAUGGAAUACCUUUUAACCUAACAUAAACUCAGUUAGUUAUGAUAAAGUUAUCAAUAGUAGUGAAGCAUAAAACAUUGACAAUACAAUGAAAAACAUUACAAGAACCUGUUAAUCCUUUAGCGGAUCCAGCACAGGGAACAAUGAAAUGGGCAGCUGAUACAACUGGCACUAAACCUCUGCCAACCAGUGGCAACAAAACCAUUGCUUUUAUUACACACUGCUGAGUCUGUUAGCCACCGUUUAAUGUAACUAUUGACUAAAUCCACCUCAGUGUGAAUACUAACAACCCCAGUAGCAUGCAACUGGAAUGACAGCAACCACGAAGCACUACGAGAGGAGAAAUACCAACCGUUAGAUUUAAGGUAUUACUCAUCAAAUAGGUCUGCUCGAAAAUCCUGGGUGCAGACUAGAGCAUAUUAAUUGGCUUAAUGCUUUCUAACUUCAUUGAUUUAUUAGAUAGAAUACAUUUAUCAUCCUUUAUUUUUUUGUCAGUUUUCUAUGGUGUGCCAAAACUAUUUUGCACAUGAGUAUUUUACAUUUGAUAACAAAGGAAAUUGUAUCUUAUAAAUGUUACUAUUGUGAUGAUGCAAAACACAAAUAAUUUUUAAUCUUCUAGGAGUGUUUCUAUUGUAAUGGGAGAAAAUACAUAAAAACCUUUUCAUUGGGUCAUUGGGUAUUUGAACCACAAUGUUUUUGCUUAGCAAUUAUCAUUCAUGUUGAAUGACUCUAUCUCUGGCCACUUUCAGAGAGUCUCUUGAGCUGUACUUACCUAGAUGGGGUUAGGGGGAAACCAAGAAUAGCUGGAUACUGACAACAGUUAAGCCUAAUACAAGACAACCGAAACAUCAUGAUCAAAAUCAAAUCAACAUUUUAUGAAUGUGUGUGGGUUUUGGAUGGGAGUGUCAAUGUUGUGUAUGUGUGAGUCAGUGUUUGUAUGUAUAGUCUAGUGAGUGUGCGUAGGGUCAGUGCAGAUAGUUUGAGUGUCAUUAAUUGACUAUUUAGCAGUCUUAUGGCUUGGGGGUGAUUUACCAUACUGGUAGUAUAUGUUAUUGUUCUUUACCAUGCCAAGGAAAGUUCCAGGUAGAGGACAACCGAGAGAUCACUGCAGCAGUAAAUACAGGUAACUGUUGAGGCAAUGCACAACCCUUCCUAAAAACUGUUCAAACAGCCCGUUGGGGAGUUGUUUAUUUUUAUAUUUCCUGUGAGGAAAUAUUGUAAUUUCAUGUCAUGUUUUUGGUGUAUGUAGGGCCUAUGUUUUGCACAUUUUCUCUGUUUAUCAAAAGAGGACAAAUGUUUGGGCUGAGAAGGAUAUUUUGCUGUUUAAUGUUGUCUUCCUUGAUUCAAUCCAUUUCCUUUGCCUCCUCAACACCCUCCAUCACAUUUUUGGGUUGGGCAUAAUAUAAUAGUGUUUUGGUUAUACACCAUGUACUUGUGCUUAAUAUUUUAUAUAUAAUUGUUUCAGAGCUAAAUUGUUUUUGAUAAAUUGUACCCUUUUUUCUAAAAUAAAGUAAUGUUUUUGUUAAUCAGAA
This is a messenger RNA of Oncorhynchus tshawytscha (Chinook salmon), 3089 nucleotides long. RefSeq lists its product as uncharacterized. The transcript is spliced from 5 exons. Gene Ontology annotation, biological process: circadian regulation of gene expression; negative regulation of DNA-templated transcription. Gene Ontology annotation, cellular component: nucleus. Bases 261 to 1298 code for a protein of 345 amino acids. Gene Ontology annotation, molecular function: RNA polymerase II cis-regulatory region sequence-specific DNA binding. The record is from RefSeq and is a predicted model, not a curated record. NCBI's taxonomy places the organism in Eukaryota, Metazoa, Chordata, Actinopteri, Salmoniformes, Salmonidae.